This is a messenger RNA of Anopheles stephensi (Asian malaria mosquito), 2896 nucleotides long. RefSeq lists its product as uncharacterized. The record is from RefSeq and is a predicted model, not a curated record. The transcript has 4 exons. The coding region runs from base 381 to 1529 and encodes 382 amino acids. NCBI's taxonomy places the organism in Eukaryota, Metazoa, Arthropoda, Insecta, Diptera, Culicidae.
GUCAAACGCGCUUUCAACAAGUGGUCGUCGGUUGAGCGUUUUUAGUGGUCGUGUACGGCACCGAGCGAGUGUGACUGAUACCGGAAUCGAAUCGGCUGGUUAGUGAAGACACGCUGGUGAAGUGAAUCGUUAGUGAUAGUGUGUUGCGUUUUGGGAAUACAUUUAUAGAGAAAAAAGUUCUCUAGCCUUAGCACUUCCACGUGUAGCGUGAUGCAGACCGAACAGCAAACCCGUGUCGCUAGCGUUUUCCGUGCGGAGUGUUUUCAGUGAAUUUCCAGUGUGAACAAGAAGAAAACGGGAAAACAAACAAAGUGAGCAAACGAACGAGCUUUUUUUUCUGCGCAUCGUACGGCGAUCAAUCUCUACGGUCGUGUACCAAAAUGUCACGGCUAUCGACGUAUGCUGGCGUUUGUCUGCUUCUGCUCAGCAACUACGGGCCGGCCGUCUGGUGCUACGAAGACACCGCCCCGUACACCGUCCGCCGCCCGCUGGAUACAUUGUUCCGGGCCGGUUCCGCAUCCCAAAAGCAUGUCGGGCCCGUACCGGCUCUAGGUCUGAAUGGUGGUCCCCAUGCUACGGCCCACGAUUCUCACGGUUCAUUAGCGAACGAUCAGCAUCAGCAGCGACAACCGCCCAUUUCCGGACAUCCGUUGGAGCAACCGAGCAACAGGGCCGUUCUGCAUCGGCGCGUGGAACCGGGCGGGCCGGCAUCGGCCGGCAUCCAUCAUCAUCGUUGGCACGCGGAUCAAAGGCCAAACGUGUUCGGGGUCGGGUCGGUGCCAGCAUUCCAGCGUGCCCUUCCGGCAAUCGAUAUUGGCAGCUCGGGUAGCGAGGAUGAUUUCAUUGGCCACGGGGGACCACCGGACGUGUACGAACUUGCCGACCCGUCGCUCGACCCCACGGACAACGAGAUCGGUGACAAUCCGCUGCUGGGCGCACUCGGCGCCAUUAGUGGACCGCGGGUGGUUGACCGCGAGGACGCGACCGACCCACCGGCCGGCCGCAUGAUGGAAAGCAUCGAUCUGAUCCGGGAGCAGCUGGAGCGCAUCAAGCAGGAGGAAGACAUCGAAAUCAAAUCGAAUCUGCUGAUGAAGCUGUUGACGGAAUUGCCCGAGGGACCGCUGCCGAUUGUCUACAUUGAGGAUGCGGCCGGUAAGGCGGGCCCACCCCGACGCACGGACGACGACGAUGACACGGUGGAUGAUGAUGGUGAUGGUGCCGAUGGGGAGGAUGAGGCUGGCGACGAUGGGCAACUGGGUGGAAGAAUCCGAACCGAACCAUUCACACCGAACGGAGGCAAACGGUCCGGGCGCUACUAUCGGCGCUAUCCCUGGAAGCGUCAGAACGCACGCAGCCGAACAUACGAUGCCGAGGCACGCUACCUGUGCGUACCGAGCCGUGAGGACGUGUUCAAGCUGCUCGUCGGACUGCACGAAAACCGGAUCGGCAACCACCAGCGGACGGUCAACUUCUGCAACCGAAAGCGUCCGGCAAAGGCCAUCUUCACAAACAUCCGCUUCCUGGGCUAAGUUUCUCUUGGACAACGCGCACGCACACAAAACAACGGGAACGCCGGGAGAUGUCACUUCGACCUCGGAUAGCUCCAAAAGGGGCUAUUCGAAGGGGAACUUUUCCGGCGUACUCGGGCCCCGUCCUGGUUUUCUCUGGUUUCCUACAACGGGUUUUCAUCACACAACAUCCGAUCUGUUCGGCAGAAGAAUAGCAGCAACAGAAGAAAAAUAUAACAUGAAGUUUUCCAUCUUGUCCGCUUGUGUCCGGCUACACCUUUAACCCCCACCGGGAACCUACGGACUAUUGGGUUCUUGUUCGAUAAGAAUAGAGCUCGGGAUCGUGGCAUCGGACACACACCCAUAUUAUUGUAUACAAUUUAUACCCUCCCCUUUAAGAGAACAAGCAGCAGUAGGAGAGGAAAAUCAAAAGAAAAACUAAACCCAAAAAAAGAGAAGAAAAUUGUAACACAUCCUCUUAUUGUAUUAAUAUCCGUUUUUCCUUCUCCCUCAUGUUGUCAUUAGAUAAGGUUUACCGGUACAUACACGUACAUUUUUCCCCCGUCCAGAGGACCGGGUCGCUCUCACACAUCGGGCCGACUGGAAACGGGGACUUGGGAGACAUAGACUUUAUAGGGCGGCUGGCGAGCAGGGCGAGACUAACUAAGAUUUAAAAAAAAAACUAAAACGGGGCUCAAAGCAAAACAUUUUAAGGCACACUAAACCUGGUUCAUCCUGUACGAUAUAGUAGCUCUGUAUGUAGGUGUAUUUGUGUUGCUCUUUUCGUCCCGAUCAAAGCUCCAACAAAGGUCCUUCCAUUUGGCAGCAUGCAUCCCCCAAAGCAGGGGCGAAACGGGCAGAGAGAGGGAUAGCAAGAGGGGUAUGGUGACGGUGAAUGGCGUUACACUUCCGGUGGCUGCUGGUCUGGGAAAGUUUGUAAUAUUGUAUAAAUAAACACACAUACAUGAAACCAACUUGACAACCAAUUAAUGUUCUUACGAAAGGCAAAGGUAUAAUGAGAAGUUCAGCAAAAAAGAGGAAAAAAGGAGAAAAAAAAUCACACACACACACCCUCAAGUAAGUCAAUCCUCCUCCCAUUUGUAGUUGGCGUAGUUGUGAAUAAAAACAGAAAAGAAAAAAUAAAACCACGAACAAGGAACAGCAAAACUGGGUGGAAAUUAAAUGAUUACAGAAUGAUAACAAGCAGCAACACAAGGGCGUAGAUGGAGCAAAGUAAAGCAGCAAAGCAAAGCAUACAACAAAACGAUACAAUACACGUUUCAAUUUACAUUUCAAACAACAAACAGAAAAAAAACAACUAAAAGUAAAGUAAAGAAUAAAGUUGUGGAAAAUCUUUCACUACAGUAACAUUCAGCAUGGCAGAUUGA